UGCAGAUGGGCUAAUGGUCAGACCUUAAUUACAGAACUCGCAUCGCAACAAUGAAAUAGAGUUGUUUUAUGUGUAAUACGAGUAUGACGCGCAAAUGUAAAAUCUAAUUUUCUUUUAGCAUCGUCAUUCGUUCAGAGGGAUAGUGCGUAAGAGGCAGCGAGUCAUCUUAUGAUUUGACAGGAUGAAUGGACAGAGGCAUUUCAUAAGAACAUAAUUUCACCACUUGCCGAUUAAGCCCCCUCGCCUUUGUCCGUCCCAUCAGCCCCCUCUGCUCGGGUCUCUGGCUCUCCCCGGCUCUCAGUGCGGUGCGGUGGGGAAUGAAGAAGGGGCCCUUGGAUCAAGACCCCAGAGCGCUGGGAUAGCUGGAUUGCACGCCGCUGAACUGCAGCAGGAUGGGAGCUCCUCUUACGGUGCGCCUCGUCUGUCUUUGACCAGCUUCCUUUUCGUUUUUUAUUUCCUCUCACCACUCCGAGGUGGAGCCGCGAUACCCGGAGCGUUCCCUGAUAGAAGCAGGUGCGGCCGGUCGCCAUGAGCGGAAUACUAAAGAGGAAGUUCCAGGAGGUGGACGGCGCGUCGCCCUGCCCGUCCUCGCGGGAGUCAGAUGACGAGGCCUGCAGCGGCGAGAGCGGGGACAGCAGCGACAGCUUCAACCCCUCCGGCGCCGGGCGCUUCCCCUCCGCGUCGAUCCUGAAGCGGGAGAAGCGAAUGAGGCGGAGGAACGUCCACUUCGAGAAGGUGACGGUGUACUACUUCAGCCGGCGCCAGGGCUUCACCAGCGUGCCCAGCCAGGGCGGCAGCAGCCUGGGCAUGGCCAGCCGCCACAGCUGCGUCCGCCAGUACACCCUGGGGGAGUUCGCCCUGGAGCAGAAGAGGAUCCACAGGGACAUGCUCAGGGACCACCUGAAGGAGGAGAAGCUCAACUCUAUUAAACUCAAGCUGACGAAGAACGGCACGGUGGACUCGGAGGAAGCCAGCGUGCUGACGGUGGACGACAUCUCGGACGACGACAUCGACCUGGACAACGCGGAGGUGGACGAGUACUUCUUCCUGCAGCCGCUCACCACCAGGAAGCGGCGGGCCCUGCUGCGCUCGUCCGGCGUGAAGAAGAUCGACGUGGAGGAGAAGCACGAGCUGCGCGCCAUCCGCGUGUCGCGGGAGGACUGCGGCUGCGACUGCAGGCUCUUCUGCGACCCCGAGACCUGCGCCUGCAGCCUAGCCGGGAUCAAGUGCCAGGUGGACCGCAUGUCCUUUCCCUGCGGCUGCUCCAAGGAGGGCUGCAGCAACACCGCCGGCAGAAUCGAGUUCAACCCCAUCCGGGUGCGGACUCACUUCCUGCACACCAUCAUGAAGCUGGAGCUGGAGAAGAGCCGCGAGCUGCACAAGGACUCCGCCCCCAACGGUUACCCGGGAGACGGCGGCCCCCUGGCGCACGCCCAGCGGGGCCUGGAGUACCCGCUGGCGGACGGGGUCCCGCAGGCCGCACUCAUGCGCCUGCAGGCCGCCGAGGAGAUGGACGAGCCCGUCGAGGAGGAGGAAGAGGAGGAGGACGAGGAUGACGACGACGAGGAGGACGACGAUGACGAGGAGGACGACGGAGACGAGGACGAAGAUGACGGCGACAGCCUGUGCAGCGGCCUCACCGACUCCAGCACCCAGAGCCUGGCCGCCAGCGACACCGAGGAAGACGAGGACGACGAGGACAGGUCGGACGACCCGGAGGACCGGGUCAGCAUGCCCCCGGUGUCCCACACCGAGGUGGUGCCCCUCUCGUCUGUGCUCUGCUUCUCCGACGCGGCGGUGGCGGCGCGCGACGGCCGCGCUAACGGCUACUUCGCCGGCCCCUCCGCCGACUAUUACCCCAUGCAGAACUCCGGCGCCGCCGCGGUCGCCGUCAACGGCUGCCGAACCGCCGAGCCCUACGCCGAGGCCUCGCCUUUCCGCGACAGAGCCGCCAGCCGCGGCGACUCCGCGCCCCCCCUCGGCCCCUUCGACGCCGGCUCGGAGCAGUACGCCGCCUUCUCCGGGCGGCCCGAGGAACAGUACGCCGGCCACCACUUCCCUCCGGCCAACGGGGGGCCCUCCGUCGUCCUCCACUGCGCGCCCGACCAGGAGAGCAACGUCCAUCCCGACGGGGUCUACGGCGUGGAGCCCGGCGUCCGCUCCAAGAUGGAGUUCCAGAACUACUUGAACAAUAACUCGCAGGGCCGCUACGUCGGCGACGGGAACUGCUUCGUGUCCGCGCAGCCCGAGGACGGCUCCGACGGCCUGUCCGGCGGCUCCUCUUUAACAGAGGGCAAGAAGAACCAUCUGUCACUAGAGAGCUUUCCAAAAGUCACACCGGUUUAAGUGUGCCCCGGCCAUUUUAGGAAUAUUGGUUUAAUCAAUUUAAGUGAACAAUCGAAGGUAAUGAUCGUGUGAUUAAACGAUGCGAUUUGCGGGGAAGUAUGAAUCUGGCAUUUACCUGAAUUUCAGUUCAUUUCAAUUUUAUUUGUGUAGCGCUUUUUACAGAUACUGACACAAAGAUGAUUUACAGAGAAAAUGGAGAAAAGAAUAGGGAUCAUUUUUUUCGUUUGUUGGAAGCAAAUGGAAGCUUACUUGAAAAUUUCAUUUUUAAAUGUUUGCCUGUUUUACAUGACGGUUCAAGCUCCAAACACAUUUUUCCUUUUGGAACAACGAUUUAGAAUGCAAAAUGAGAACCAAUAAAUACAAAUUGUGAGCUUUAGGGCAGUUUAAUGUAAGUAUCUCAAAGGAAAGCAAUCUCAAAACAAAAGUUCUAGUUUUAAGUAAAUAUUGUUGAUAGGACUUUUAUAUGUCCAUGUGUCAGUGUGUUGAAAAAAGUAUCGUUGCAGUGUAUUUAUGGGUUAAUGAAGUGUAUGUAAAAAUAUACAUUUUGAUAAUGAAAAGCAUGUUAUUUUUGAGCUUGAUGACAUUUAUGACAUUGACAAUAUGGGUUUAUAUAAAUCUGUAUCAAUGUACUGUACAAUAUUUUAGCCGUUGUCACAUCUACUGUGUGCUUUUCUAUCGUUUGUAAAAGCAUGAAACUGGCACUGAAUAUUUUGGUUGUCAUUUGCUUUUGGCUAAAAUGCCAGAAGCACAAAUCGAUCUGAUACAUUAAUUUAAAAAAAACAAAGAUACACAACUUGCACUUUUCUAUGCUUGCAUCUGAGAGGGGGCAGUUGCCAUGUAAUUUUCUUAAAGUACUUGAACCAUGAUAAAAUUUGUUGACCACAGGUGUAAUUUAACUUGAUUUUCAACGUCUCUUCUAAUGUUUAUUUUUCAUGAAUUUGCUUAGAUCAUUUCUAAAGGCAAUGUAAAAAUGUGUUUGCUAUGGUAAGAAAGAAUGACAGAAAGCUAUAAAAAAAGGAUUAAUUUCCAGCAAUCACUUUCUGAUAUAGCCUUAUUGUACAUUAUCAUAUAAAGCGAGAACACUGAUUCUCAAUCAUGGCAUUUUGACACACAUUAAGGGCAUUGUGAUAUAUCAUGAGAAAUGCCAAUGAACAUGUAUGUCAAAUUGGAACUGAAAUUAAUAUUUUCUGAAAGGGGAACAUUUUUUCCAAAGUGGUUCCCUGGGAUUUAAGUUUUAUGCUCCAAGCACAAAUCAUUCAUAGUGAUUGACCACCGUAAUGCUGAUUUUCAAAUGCCUGGUAAAUCCAACCAAUCAUUUUACUGUUUUUUCCCCACCAUAGAAUGUGCCCUAAGUGUGCUGGAAGCAACCUCCUUCUAUCAACGAUAAUACAUCUUUUAGCUUAAGAUGUGAUGGGUCUUACACAUAUUAGCUACAUUUGCAAGUACUCUACAAGUACAGGGUAUAUUACCUGAUAGGCCAAAAUUCUGUCGGAACCAAAAUUGAAUUUGAUGUUUGAAUCAGUCGAGGGCAUAAGCUGUUUAGAUAAAACUGAAUGGUUCACAAAAGGGCCAAUAGCACUUUCUUGUGUAUGGUACUUUGUGUAUGAGAGCGAUAAACUAUAGUAGAUUGAACAUGGUUAUUCAUCGUAAGUGUUAAAUCAUGAAGCCAUGCAGUCCGCACUUGGAGAAAACAUGGAUGCUGUUUGUGUUCAUACAAAGAUGAAAGAUUUAAACUUAGGAAACGUAUUUCUGAAUAAUUUAAAUAUCUAUUCCUUGAGAGUGCAAUAGCAUCUGGAAAGAGAGUGCAAUGAACAGCUAUGUGAUUGUUAUGUUUACAAUGGCUUUGACCGCACCACAAACACACAUACAUGCGCUGUGUGUCUACACUGUAGUAACUUGAAAUGAAAAUGAGGUUUGCACACUGGACAAAAGUAAAAAAAUAGAAAAAACAGGUGCUUGGAGAAAAGAGUAAAUGUAUUGAAAAUGUAUGCUCCUGCACACUGUAUCUUGCACUGACUCUCUUGGGCACUCCAAAACGUUUGUUGUUAUUUAAUAAAAGAGUUUGUGCAAGACACAGUGUAUGGGAGCAUAACUUUAAAAUAUUUUUACAAUGUAGUAAAAUGGAUUUAAAAAAGUAUUUUCUACACCAAGGGCAUUAGCACCAUCUAUAUGUUGAGUGACGUCACACAGCAAAACAAAUCUCCUUAUUUCUGUAGCUUUUCCAUUACUCUUGAUAUUAUACAAUCCUCAGAUCAUUUAUCGUUUUCAUCAUCUACAUUUACAAUGCCAAACAGAUCAUUGUUGACCAAUCAGCAUGUACUGUUAUCAGUACUCUGUUUAUCAGUUAUGCCUAGCACACCCAUUAUGAACCCAACACCUUAUGUGUGGCCUGCUCUGGAAUUGGAGGAGAAUAUCACCAUUUGUAUGACCACCAUAUGAUGACUGCAACACUUUCUGAGCAUUUAAGCUUAGUUACAGUGCCACCUGCUGGUGAGCAGUACUAUGAAGGUUUUAAUUUCAAGGCAUACAAAAUGACCUGUAUUUUUGUCAAAACACUAUUUCUUUCUCUCUCUUGUGCUUCUGUCAUUUGUCUUGAUAGGUGUCAGUGGGUAGAUCAGAACUUUCCUGACCUUGCUGCAGCACUGACCUCCUCAACUGCUUCUGUCUGUUGUGUACUUUACUUCUGGGUCUGUGCUCAUGUCUUGGCUCUACACUUGGACACUUGGUUUCCACUUGCUAUGCUAUUGAAUCGUAUAUUUUUCAUUGGCUGUCGGCAGUUGUGCCAUCAUCAUAGCCAGUGAAGCCCAACACUGGACAUGAUUAUAGAAAAUAUUAACUCAGACACUUCCUGGCUAUUCUUAUAAAGUGGAUGUGCUCCUGAUAUAAGUUCUAAUAUGCUGAUUCAUAGUACAUAUACCAAAUUUCAAAAGGAAUCCUAACAAAAAAUUAGAUAUUAAAAGAGCCUUUGACAGGUAAAAUCACUGCACUGGUGGUUUAAAGAUUCCCACAAUAACUGGCAUCACUAAAUAUUUAAUAAAAUCUUAACUGCACCACUGAUUCUCUGAUAAAGUAUUACCAUCAUUACUUUUUCAAAUAGAUAAAUUAUGGUGGCAUCUACAUGUACUGUAGGGGUGAAUGAUCGGCAUAUACCUUUUAGGUUUGAGCCAAAAAUAUAAGAACUGGCAAACAGGGAGGUGGCAUAUGAGUCAGUGUUAUUCUGCUGUAUGUAUAAUUUCAGUAUUUAUUACAAAUUAUAUUGAAACGGUGUAUUUAUUGUGGUUUAUUGCAAAAGUAUGUAUUGGGGGGAAAAAUAAGUUAAAUUCAGUCUUAAAUUGUUUCAUAAUAAUUGUAACUCGACUAAAUGUGCCUGUUGUGUUCAAUUCAGCUUUGAUCUGGUUGAUCUAACCAUGGAAAUCAACACAAAUGAAAAGAUUCCAGAUUCUUAUUUGCACAAACAUUUGCUAAAUGGCUAUUAAAAUGUAUUUUGAUUUUUAUCCCAAUGAGAAUGAGAUCUGCAAUGUUUAAUUUAAUUUAAUUACAUUUUUGUUUUCCACAAGUCCAGGCUUUUAAAUAAAUGAAAACAAAUCUUGA
Molecule: messenger RNA, 5937 nt
Organism: Anguilla anguilla (European eel)
Lineage: Eukaryota; Metazoa; Chordata; Actinopteri; Anguilliformes; Anguillidae
Product: cysteine/serine-rich nuclear protein 3-like
Exons: 8
Coding region: 529-2346 (605 amino acids)
Biological process (GO): regulation of transcription by RNA polymerase II
Cellular component (GO): nucleus
Molecular function (GO): DNA-binding transcription factor activity, RNA polymerase II-specific; sequence-specific DNA binding
Source: RefSeq, a predicted model, not a curated record